Messenger RNA from Myzus persicae (green peach aphid), 906 nucleotides. It is a transcript of the gene Membrin, whose product is annotated as probable Golgi SNAP receptor complex member 2. Gene Ontology annotation, cellular component: Golgi apparatus; ER to Golgi transport vesicle membrane; endoplasmic reticulum membrane. NCBI's taxonomy places the organism in Eukaryota, Metazoa, Arthropoda, Insecta, Hemiptera, Aphididae. Gene Ontology annotation, biological process: vesicle-mediated transport; vesicle fusion. The transcript has 4 exons. The coding region runs from base 128 to 763 and encodes 211 amino acids. Gene Ontology annotation, molecular function: SNARE binding; SNAP receptor activity. The record is from RefSeq and is a predicted model, not a curated record.
UAACAAUCGAUGUUUUCGAUUAAUCAAUGUAUCGUUGCCAUCCCUAUGUGGCGGUGGUUCGCCACAAAUCACAAUCUUAAUAGUUAAUAUCGGUAACAGUAGUUUUACGUACUACACACGAUACAUAAUGGAAAAUUUAUACCACCAGACGAAUAGGUUGAUAUUAGAAACUCAAGAGUUAUUCCAUAGAUUGGAGAGUUCGAAAUCCGAACUGGUCGAAGCAGAUGUUCAAUCCAGAAUAUUAACCAUUUCACAAAAUUGUGAACACUUAGACAUUCUCGUGCACAAAGAACCUGUUUCCAGGCGCAACAAUGCCAAACUACGUGUAGAUCAACUCAAAUACGAUUAUCAGCACUUGCAGUCCGCAUUAAGAACACAUCAACAAAAUCAGCUGAGGAGAUUGAGAGCUGAGCAGGAACGUGAAGAACUGUUAAAUCGUCGGUUUACUAGAAAUUCAGACAUGAACGAUACAACAAUAUUAAUCGAUAGUUCAAUCCAACAUCAAAAUUCAUUACAAGGAGCAAAUCGAGGAGUUGAUGAUUUAUUAGGAUCUGGUGUCAGUAUACUACAAAGUUUGCGUGAACAACGUGAUCGACUAACGAGCACCCGAAAUCGUUUGACUGGAAUUUUUGGUUCGCUUAGACUUUCCAAUACAACUAUGAAAUACAUUGAAAAGAGAUUAAAAGAAGAUAGGUAUAUACUAUAUGGCGGAAUGGCCAUCACAAUUCUCAUUAUAAUUAUAGUAAUGAUAUAUUUCAGUUAAUGAUCAUGGAUCAAAUAAAGUUAAUUUUUCAUUAAUCUAACAGUUAAAUGUUACUGUUUACUAAAUUACUUUUGUACAUACCUAAAAUAUUUUUUAACUGUUUUAUUUAUUGGCAAUAAAAUUUUGAUGUUUAUUAACUGUUA